Plasmodium gaboni is the source of this 13404-nucleotide messenger RNA. RefSeq lists its product as hypothetical. The record is from RefSeq and is a predicted model, not a curated record. NCBI's taxonomy places the organism in Eukaryota, Apicomplexa, Aconoidasida, Haemosporida, Plasmodiidae. Gene Ontology annotation, molecular function: transmembrane signaling receptor activity. Gene Ontology annotation, cellular component: membrane. The coding region runs from base 1 to 13404 and encodes 4467 amino acids. Gene Ontology annotation, biological process: immune response; toll-like receptor signaling pathway. The transcript has 4 exons.
AUGGAUAAUAGAAAUAAAUGUGUUGAGUGUGGAGGUGUUAGUUUCAGAAUUGAAGAAGGACAGUAUGUUUGCAAUGAAUGUAAUUACGUAUGUGAAAUCGUUAUAGAACAAUAUGAAGAUAAUUUUGAUCUUGAAUUUGAUGAAAUUGAAGAUGAUGAAUAUGUUGAGAAGGAUAUAUAUUAUAUUAUAAAAAAAUUAUAUAAAGAUGAACAUUUAAGUAAUAAUAUAAAGAAAUAUGUAUUUAAAGAAAAUGAUGAAUUUUUUAUAACCUAUCAAAAUGUAUUAAUAAAUUUUAUUGAAACCCUUAUUACAGCACAUAAGUUUCCUAUAUUUAUAUAUGAUGAAAUAAAAAAAAUAUGGUUUUAUUUAUUAGAGAAAAAUAUAGAAAAUAUGAAUAUUUAUGUACCAUUUGGUACAUUUCAUGAUUCUUUAAAAUUUGUAUAUGAAGUUAUAACAAAUAAAAAAAUUAUUGAUACCUUCCAAAAUAUUCAAAAUGAUGAAAAUGUAUCUAAAGAAAUAAAAACUGUAAUUGAAAAAAUGAGUUUAAGUAAAAUAUCUUAUUAUUUUGAUAUACAAAAAGAUUAUAUUAAUCAUGUAAUUAAUAUGUCCUCUUUCUAUCCAAAAAAAAGUGAAAUAGGAAGACAGUAUAAUAUAAGGUUAUCUAGAUUAUAUAAAAAAACAACCUUAUUAGAUAAUGAUAAACAACAUAAAGAAAAUUUUCAUAAAUUUAAUCAACUUAUAAAAACUAUGAACAAAAAUGUAAAAGCAGAUGAUAAUAUUAAUAAUGUCAACAAAAAAAUAAACCCAUUAUUUAUAGAACAAAACAUGAAGGAUACAUCUAAUUAUUAUUUAAAUACGAUUGAUAAUGAUAUAAAUAAUAUAUCACAAGGAACAGAACAUCUUUUAAGUUUUAAUUCUUUUGAGGAUCAAAAGCAAGAUGAUUAUACAAAUAAUGUAAUAUCAUAUGAUCAUGAUAUUCAAGAGAAUAAUAAUAUAAACGAACAUAAUAAUAAUAAUAUAAAUGAAAAUAAUAAUAAUAUAAAUGAACAUAAUAAUAACAAUGUGUUUACAACUAAUGAUAAUCCUUAUAAUAAUAAUUUAUUAAAUGACGAAAAGACUUCUAAAUAUAAUGAUAAUGAUUUAGAUUGUGAACGUAUAUAUCAUUUUUAUUCAAAAUAUUUUAUCAAUAAAAUUUUAUAUGCACGUAAUUUGUCCAAACCUAUUGAUAGAUAUAUGACUAGCUACUUUAUGAAUAGAUCGACUAAUUAUAACGAAGUCUUAUGGUUAAUCUAUGAACACGAUUUCUUGUAUUACUUUCGAGAAGAGUUAAAUAAAACGUGUGAUAUCCAAUUUUUAUCAUUUUAUGAUAUACUAAAAACAUUUAAAGGGGAAUAUGAUUAUUUAAUAUACAAGGCAAUUGAAAAAGAAGAAAAAAAAAAAAGAAAAAAAAAAAAUAAAAUAAAAAAUAGUAGUUACCAGAAUGUUACAUUAAUACAUAAUGGUAAUGAAGAGGGAAAUAUAAACCAAGUGGAUAAUUUCAAUUAUGAUAAUAAUUAUCUUAAAUUGAAAUGUGAACAAAAUGAUAAUAAUCAAACAGUGGACUAUAAUAAUAAUCAAUAUGAUCAUCAUUUGGAUGAUGAUGUAAUGAAUAUAAAAAUGAAACAAGAACAAAAUAAUAGUAGUAAUAAUAAUAAUAAUAUAAAUAAUAUCGAUGAAGAGAUAGAAUAUAAAGCAUUUGAUUUAACUGAACAUGAAGAUUAUAUUAAAAAUAUUAGAGAACUGGAAUAUAAGGAUUAUAUGAAUACUGAUGAAUAUGAUAAAAGCAAUGUGAACCUUUACGUAGAAAAAAAUAAAGGUAAUGAAGCACAAAAUAUUAUAUCUCUUGAUAAUAAAGAAGAUGUUUUAAAAAACAUAUUAGAUAAUUAUAAAAAGUAUAUGCAAAUAAAAAGAAAUAUGAGUAAUGAAAAAGGGGUAACAAACAAUUUUGUACUACCUAUAAAUUUAUCUUCUGAUGGGGAAAGAAUGAGACACUCAAAUGUAUCAGAUAUUUCUAGUUUAAAUAUAAAUGAUUUAGCAUCUCAAGAUAAGAUAGAAAUGAUUUUGGAGAGUUUAAAUGGUAUGGAUAAUAGUAUGAAUGAUGAUAAUAUAAGCCAUGUUGAUAAUACAAAUAAUGGUGAUAUAAAUAUUAAUCUUUCUUUAUAUGCUGAAGAUAAUUCAGAAUACAAAAAGGAAUAUAAUAUUGAACACAAUGAAGAUUAUCUUGAACUAAAUAAUUUAACAUAUAAUGAACAUAUAUUGAGCGAUAAAGAUAUGGAUAAUUAUGAAAAAUUAUCCAACAGUAAUAUUGAAGAAGAGAUAAAUAUAUGCACUGAUGAUAUAAAAAAUAAGAAGAAGCCUAUGUUGAAUAAAAUAGAUUUUGAUAAUAAUAUAUAUAAAAAAUUAGAAUAUGUAAAUAAAUUAAAAAAAUUGAAAAAGUGGAAAAUUGAGAAAGAUUAUUAUUAUAAUGGUUUAAAAACUAAAAAGGAGAAAUUUACGAGAAUUUGUAAAUUUGUUGAAGAAUGUAUGAGAUUAGAGAAACCCCAAGAUGACCCUUUUUUCACAUGUUCUUAUAAAGAAAAUAUAUAUAUAGAAAAUAAAUAUUUAAUGGAUUCAUUUAUAUUUGAUAAUAUAUAUAAAAAAGUAUUAUAUAUAUCAGAUAAAAAACGAUAUCGAACAUUAACCAUUAAACAUAUAUAUAAAGAAUAUAUAAAUUAUUUUUUACCACGUUAUAAAGCAUUGUUAAUUGAUUAUGAAAAUUGUAAAUUUUAUUAUAAUUUUUCAUUCGAUUUAUUAUUUUAUAUAAUUUUUUAUUGUUUUAAAAGAUUAAAUAUAUAUUGUUUGCCACAUCAUAUUAAAAAUUAUAUUAAUGCGGAUAAUUUUGGUUUAUAUAAAAUUUUUUAUAAUAUUUCUGAAUCAUUUUUCAAGCAGUUUAAAGAUAAUGGGGUGAUUUCGUUUCCUCUAAGAAAUCCCCAUUUUUCUGAGAUAAAAAAGUUUUAUUUUAUUAGAAAUUUAAAGCAUGGUACACCUUUCAUAUGUAUUCAUAAUUAUGAGCAUAUUAAUAAGUAUUACAUAGAAGAAAAAAUGGAUAAAAUAUAUGAAGAUGAUAAUUAUAAUGAUGAAAAUAAUGAUAAUGAUUAUUAUAAUAAAGAUGAUUAUAAUGAUAAUGAUAAUGAAGAUGAUUAUAUUGAUAAUGAUAAUAAUAAUGUCCAUGGUGAAGUAAGAAAAAAAGAAAUUUUAUACGAAGUUAUAUUUUCAAAAAAAUUGAAAAAAUUUCCCUUUUCAAUUAAGACGAUUAAUUCUAUGUUAAAUAAAGAAUCAAUGAAAUAUUUAGAAAAUUUUAAUUGUAUAUUGGUAAAUAAUUUAUAUUCAUUAAUAAAUGAUUUAAUAUAUAAAUUUCAACUUCCAAUUGCUAUACAAAUGUAUGCUAUAAAAAUAUUGAAUAUUGUCUUAUUUAAAUAUCGUUUUUCUAAAUUUCUUCUUAAUGUAUAUACUAAUAAAUAUGAUGACAUGCAUAUAGAAUUUAAUAAUUUUUAUAAUUAUGAGAAAAUUUAUAAAGACUGUUUUAAAUGUUUGGGUGCAAAACAUAAGGCUAUAUCAUUAAUUAAUCCUAUAAAUAAAUAUAUUUUAUUUUUAAUGAAAAAAGAAUAUUAUAUUAAAAAAUUUUAUAUAAUAAAUAAGAAAUAUUUUAUGUCAGAUAAUAUAACUGUUAAUUAUAAAAUAUAUAAUAAAAUUAAUUAUUUUUAUAAACAGAAAUUUUAUUAUUCUUUUUAUAAUAUUUCUUCAUCUAUUUGUUUCUCAAGAAAUCAUUUUUAUAAUUUAGCAACAGGAUGUGUUCUAAUAGCAUGUAAACUAUAUUAUCCUAUGUUUACAAAUGAUUUCUUUUGUUAUGAAAAUAUGUUUAUUAAAAAUAAUUUUGAAAGUUUCCAUUUGAAUAAUCAUUAUUCAUGUCAUCUUCAAGAUGGCACAAAUAUGUUUAAUGUACAUUUUAAGGAACCACACACAUUUUCUUUUUCAUCAAAAAAUAAAAAAAAAAAAAAAGAAAUUGAAAAAAAUAAUAAAGCAAAGAAAAUCAAGAAAAAGAAAAAUAUUCCUAUUACUAAAAAAAAUGUUGAUUUAUCACAAGGUAUAUAUGAUAGUGAUCAUAUUGUGAAAAAGAAAAUUAAAAAAUUGGUAAAAAGACAAAAAAAAAAAAAAGGAAAAUCAAAAAAUACAAAUAUGAAUACAGUAGUAAAAAGAAAAAUAUCAUAUAUAAUAGAUGAGGAGGAACAUCUACAAAAACGUUUCAAAAUAUCAAAUUUAAAUGAUACAGACAAUAAUAUUUUCGAUAACAAUGUAUAUGUUAAUCAAAAUAUAACACAUGGAAAUUAUAUAUAUGAUCAAUUGAAUAAUAUUAAUAUGGUCGAAAAUAUAAAUUAUUCAUAUGCUAGUGAAAAUAUGAAUGAGGGAGAAAUACAAACUAUAGAACAUUAUAAUAAUGAUAUAUUAAAUGUUGUUGAUGAAAAUACAAAUACAUAUAUAAAUACAAAUACAUAUACAAAUACAAAUACAUAUACAAAUACAAAUACAUAUACAAAUACAAAUACAUAUACAAAUACAAAUACAUAUACAAAUACAAAUACAUAUAUGUAUGAUUAUUAUGAAGAUAUGUUAAAUGAAGCUACAGAAGAUAACAAAUUAUUAAAAUAUAUAAAUAAAAAUGCCAAAUAUUAUCAUGAGAAUUUAUUGGAGGACUUUUUAUUUAACGAUUCAUGUGAUAAUAAAAUAUGUGAUACCUUAAUUUGUUUUGAUUCUGAUAAAGAAAAUAUAAAAGGUUUAUUAGAAAAACAAAACAAAAAUAAGAAUAAUAGUAUAUGGGAUAAUAAAAUAAAUAAAUUUUCUCAUAUAUAUUUUGAAUCAUCAAAAGAAAAGUAUACUUAUUAUUUUGUUCCAAUUCCUACUAUUUUCACUUUAUUUUCUCAAUGCAAAAAAUAUCCCUCCCUUGAUUUUUUGAAAAAAGAUUUUGAGAGAUAUCGGAAUAAUGGGCGUAUAUCAUCAUAUAAAGAUGAAGAGGAGCUUUUUGAGAAUUUGAUAUAUCACAAGGGAGAUAUCGAGAAAAUGUAUAAUGAAGAUACAAAAAAUAUUGAAGAUAAAGAAAAUAAUGAAGAUAAAGAAAAUAAUGAAGAUAAAGAAAAUAAUGAAGUUAAAGAAAAUAACGAAAAUAAUGAAAAUAACGAAAAUAAUAAUGACAAAAAAAAUAACGUGGAAAAAAAAAAAAUCCUCGAAUCGAUCAAAAAAGUAAGAAUAAUUUUAUCGGAUUCUAUCUUAAAGGAUAUCCAAAUUAAUGAAAUUAACAGGAAGUUUAUAAGUAUUAAACCAAACGAAUAUUGUUGCAUGAAUUUAUUACUUAAUACCAGUGAAAUAGGUAUUAGUAAAAAUGUUGAUAUGGAAAUAUAUAAAUAUAUAAAUGAACUUAAAAAUAUUAUGAAAGUAAAUUAUAAUAUAUCUUAUUAUCCUCAUCAUUUAAAUUAUUUUAACUGGAAUUUGAAUUAUUUGUCAUUAUGUAAUAUAAUUCAUAGAAUUAAAGAGAUAGGUGAUUCAUCUGGUUUGGAACAUUAUUUUGGGUGUAAUUCAAAUAUAAAAAAUAAAGAACAAAAGAAUAUAAGAGGGAAUAUGUAUAGCAAUGUAUUUUUAUAUAAUAUGGAAAAAUAUAAAUCUAAAUAUAUACUAAGACAUUUAUAUCAAAGAGAUAAUAUUUAUCAUUAUAAAACAAAUAAUGGAUUAAAUGAAAACAAAGAAAUUAAUUUAACAAGUAAAGAAAACGAUGUAUUAUACAAUGAUAAUUCAAAUAAUAAAAAAGAAAGCAACUUAUGUGAAAAUGAAGAUAUUUUAGAAAAACAGAAAAUAUUAUAUAAAAAAAAAUUUAUGAAUUUUGAUUAUAAUCUUCUUACCGAAUUUAUAAAUAUAAAUGAAGAUUAUCAUGAAGCUAAAGAAUAUUAUAAAUUUCUAAACAAUCAUAAUAAAUAUAAUAAUAAUAAUAAAUAUAAUAAUAAUGAAUAUAAUAAUAAUAUUAAUAGUAAUAUUUUAGAAGAUAGUGAAAAUGAAGAAAUUUAUGAAAAGAAUGAAUCCACAAAAAUUAAACUAGUACAUUUAAUUUAUUCAAAAAAAUACGAAGAGGAAUACUUUAAAUAUAUUUUAUAUGAAUAUUAUACAUUAAUUCAAUGUUUUCAUCAUUUUGAACAUUUAGCAGAUAUGCUAAAAUAUUUGAUGAAUUAUACUUGGAAUAUAUAUCAAAUAUUAUUUUUAUAUUAUCAAUUAAAACAUGAUAUAUAUAUUUAUUUGAAAUGUUUGAAACAAUUAUUAAAUAUGUUUGAAUAUUUUUUUGUUAUAAUAAAUAAGAGAGAUCAUAUAGAUUCAAGACAUUUUUCUUGUUUUUAUCGAAAUAAAUAUAUAAAGAAAAAAAAACACAUUAUAUAUAAAAUCAAAAUUUUUUAUUUUAUGUUGCUAAUGUUUAGUACUAUAUAUCGAGCAAAAUAUAAAGCAAAUUGUUGUAACAUUGAAGCAUGUAGAUGUAUCAUAUAUAAAGAUACAAUAAUUUUUCAUCGUAAGAAUGUUUUCAAAGUUCCUUCUAAUAAAAAUUUAGUAGAAAUGCAAUAUCAUUUAAAAUAUAUUAUCACGUUUGGAUAUAAAUAUUUAAAACACGUAUUAGAAAAUAUUUUCCAUAUAAAUAAUAUUAAAACAAAGAUAAAUAUAAAAAUGAAUGAUUUAUUUAAUACUAUUAUUAAUAUAAUUAAAUUGUCUUAUCAUCAAAGUGAUUAUAUACAUAGUUAUAUAUUUUCAUAUGCAAAAAAUAUGAUGUUCCACAUUGUAGUAUUGAAUGUUUCUUUUUUUCUUAUCAAUUUUGAAAGUACUGUAAAAUUAAUUCAAAAUAAAUAUUACAAUUAUCUAAAUAAUUAUUUUAAAAAUUUUUACAUUAUGGAUGAGAAUAAUCUGUCUAAUAAUGUAAUGGUUUUAUAUGUCAAGAGAAAUACAAAAGUAUAUGAUGAAAGUAAUAUAAAUGUCAAUAUAAGUGAAACAAUAAAUGGAUAUACACAUAUAAAUCCAAUUCCUAGUAAUAUUAAUUUUCAUGAGAAUAAUAUUUUCUCUUUACUUACAUGCUAUGUACAUAUCCUUUUUCAUUUAAAUAAAACAAAAACUAUUGAAUCAUAUGUAUUCAAUUAUUUCAAAAACUCAGCUAAUAUUUUAAUGAAAAAUAUAAAAACUCACUACUUUUUAUAUGAACAAAAAUAUAAUAUUAUUGAAGAUUUUAUAAAUCAAAUUUAUAAAGGUAAUUAUGAAUUUACUGAUAAUACCAUAAUAUGUAGAAUAUUAAAUUGUGAUCGUAUAAUAAAUAUGAAAAAAAAAUAUAUACUAAAAGAUACAAACCAAACCAACCAAUUAUACUAUAUAAAUAAUUCAAGUAUAAAUAAGUAUACAUAUAAUAUAUCACCAAAUUUAAUUACACAUUUUAUAGCCCAUUUUUUCAAAUAUUAUAUGAUAUUUAAAAAUGUAAUAAAGAAUCCAAACAGUUUAUUUGUUUUAUAUUAUUGGAAAUGGAUCACACACAUGAUACAUAAAAAUUCUGAUUACGUAAAUACAGUUUUUAUAAAUCAUAAUUUAGCAAAGGGCAUAUAUGAAAAAUUUUAUAAAUAUUCAUUAAAAAAUAGAAAAGAGAACAACAAAUAUUAUCCUAUCCAAAGGGGGAAAAAAAAAAAAAAAAAAAAAAUCAAAAUUGUUAAUUAUUAUGAAUUUUUUAGAAACAUAUUAAGUAUGGAGAAUAGUAUGUUCCAAUUUUAUAAUAAAAUGGUUAUGUGUAAAGAGGAUCAGAAAAAAAAAAAUCAAAAUAUACAAAAUAAUAAUGCACAUAUUAUUGAAGAAAAAGGAAGGAAUAAAGGUUAUCCUAGAAACAUACCAAAAAGAUCUUCAUUUUAUCAUCACCUUGUAAAGUUACAAAAUUUAUUUUAUAGUGAUAAAGAAAAAUACAAAGUAAAUAUAUUUCAUAUAUAUAAAUAUUUUAUGCGAUGGAUAAAAAAUACCAAAAAUAUAAUAAAAACUAAUGAGUUUGAUUUUAAUAAAAUGAUUAUCUUUAAUUUGUAUGAUGAAAUAUUUAUGAAAAGGAGAGAUAGUAUAUUAUAUAAUGAACCACAUAGCUAUGAACAACUAUGUGGAUAUAUGAAAAAAAAGAAAGUUAAAACAUAUAAAAAUAUUCGAAGAUAUUUUAAAUCAUUUUUAUAUUCCAUAAUGAUAGAUAAUGUAGUGAAACAAAAUAAUCAGUUUUUUUUGAUAAAGAACAUAAAUAAUAUAUUUGAUAGAAUAGACCAAACUAUAGGUAAUCCAAAUGUAAAGGUACAGAAUGAUAAUAUAAAGAAAAAAUCAAAAAUAGUAAAUGAUAAUAAUAAUAUAAAUAAUAUUUAUCUUUAUAAUAAAACAAAAGGACGUUAUGUAAAAAAAAUGUAUUUAAGGCCACAUGUCAUAGAAGAAAUAAAUAUGCAAAAUCAUAAACUGAACAUAUUUAAUAGAAGUUGUUUGAAAAAAAAUAUAUUAGGAUAUAACAUAUUAAGAUAUUAUAAAAGAAACACAAUUAAAUAUAUGGAAAAGAAGAAUCAUCAUAUAGAUACAAACAAUAUGAAUUAUAAUAUUACUUAUAAUGAAGAUCCUAUUUUUGAUUUAAUGAUAGACAAGAAUACAAAAUUAAGUACUGUUCGUUAUUUGAUGGAACCAUUAGAUUGUGUAAAUAUAUGUGAUAAUAUAAAAAUUUAUGCAAAUUUACAUAGUCUUUUUUCACAUUUACCUUUUAAUUAUAGGAUAUAUAAAUAUAUUGUUAAAAGAAUGUUAAAAGUAAAAAACUCACAGAAAUCUAUAAACAAAAAAAUGAAUUUUGAAAAAAAGAAAGCAAAUACUGAUUCUAAUAAUAAUAUAAAAAAUGAUGUUAUUACAAAUGAUGAGCAUGGAAAUGUUGAUGUUCUUGCUCCUUAUGAAGAUCAAAAUGUAAAUAAUAUGAAUGUUGAUAUAGAAUAUGAUGAUAAUAAUAAUAAUAAAAUUAAAAUUAAAAAUAAUGAUCAAAUUUAUGAUGAAUAUAUUUAUUUAUCUACAGAUGACGAUUUUUACAAAAGUGAUACUAUAUAUUCCCUUAAAUUAAAACAUUUAAAAAGUUAUAAUCGUUUUAAAAAAACUAUGAAACAAAAUAUAAAUGAUUUAUACAUUGCAACUAAAGAAGAACCAUAUUGUCAUAUAAACAAAUGUACUUCUUCUUUAAAAUCCAAUAAUAAUAAUAUCCCCUUAUUUCAUGAUACUUAUAAAUUAUAUAUAGAUAUAUUUCAUAAAGAACAUAUAUUUAUUUAUAAUAAUAUGAAUAAUUAUUUGUCUAAAUGUUCAAAUUAUAAUAUGUUUGAAUGGAAUAACAAUUUAGAUAUAUAUGAUCCAUACUUAUUUAUUAACAAUAUGUAUUAUCCCUUCGGAUUACAUAAGAAGGAAAAGAAUAAAUUAAAUUAUGCGAAAUAUAAUAAAAAAUAUAAUCAGAUGAAUCAUGCUUAUGAUAUAUAUAAUAAAAAUAUAUGUAAGUUAAAUAAUAAUACAUUUUAUAAGUAUUCAGAAUCAAAUGAAAAUAAUAAUAGAUCAUUUAAUAUAUAUAAAAGUAAAAAAAUGUCAGAUGUACACAUCUGUAUAUAUAAUGACUCUUCCUAUUUUAAUCUUAAUAAUAUGAGUAUGAAAUACGAAAUACAUAAGACCAAUAAAUAUGAAGAAUAUUAUAUAAAUUAUAAUUUUAAUAGAAAUGCACAUUUUGAAUUUCAUUCAAGUAUUAAUGGAUUUAUAUUAAGACUGAAAAAUGAAUAUAUAAAAAGAAAGAAUAAAAAUUUAUAUAAUAUAAUAAAGGAAAAAAAUCAUAUAUAUAAAAUUGAAUAUAUUCAAAAUGUUAUAUUUACAACUAAAUAUACUUAUUUUAUUUUCUCGUGUUUUGUAUAUCCACUUAUACAAAUCAUAAGAGUCAUUUAUUUAUUUUCAUUAAAAUAUUUUCCUACCUUAUUUCUUAAAACAAUUAAUUAUUUAAAUUAUAUUAAAGUGGAUGAAAAUCUUUUGCAAUUUUUAUAUGCAGAUGAUAUUGAAGUUUUAGAUUCAAUAUUUCAUAAAUGUUCAUUAUCAAAAUGUUUUAGAUCAAUAUUUCAUUUUUUAAGAUUUCAAGGAUAUCAUAUAAAUCCUUUUUCCUUUUUAGGUAGUAUAUGUUAUAUUAAAGAUAUAAAAAUCAUUUGUCAUUUUUUUAAAUUAUAUACAUCACAUUCUAUCAACACCUUACAUAAUGUCAUAUCUUUAGAUAAUCCAAGACAAGAAAUAGAAAUUUUCAACCUAGAAAGAUUUAUAAACAGAGAAAAUGUUUAUAUUAAAGAUGAUCUUCAUAAUAAAAAUAAUAAAAAUAACGAAUUCUCAGAAUAUAAUUUAGAAAAAGGAACAAACCUAAAAAAAAAUGGUAAUUUAAUAAAAAAAUAUAAAAGUAUAUCAUCUCACUGGGAUGCAAUUAAUAUAUUUAAUAAUAAUGUCCUAGUUGUAAAUUUUGAGGAUGAAAAAAAUAAUAAUAUAGAAAAUAUAAAAAUUGCUAAUCUUUUUAAUACUGAUAAUAGUUCUAUGGUUCAAAUGGAGGAACAUGAUUAUAAAAACAAAAAUAAUAAAAAAAGUAAUAAUAAAAAAAAUAAUAAUAAAAAAAAUAAUAUUAAAAAAAAAAAUAAUAAAAAAAACAAUAAAUAUAAUAAUAAUAAUAAUAAUAAUAGUAACACUUACGUUCAGAUGGAUGAAAGUUUAAAUACCAUUUUUGAUGAAAAUAUCGAUUAUUUUAUGGAUGUAAAUACAAACAAUGUUAAUAAUAAUUCACGCGAUGAUACGUUAAAUAAACAUUUAAUGAUAAUUAAUAAAUUUGAAAAGAACAUACAAAAAUGUGAGAAUUCUGAUAUAAUCAAUAUCCAUAAUUUUUUUAAAAAUAUAUAUAAAGAUAAAAAAAAUAAUAUUAAAAAUACUUCAAAAAAUGUAUUUAAUGAUAAUAAUUAUGAAUUGGGAAAAGAAAUAAAAACACCGAAAACAUUUUAUUAUUCAAAAAUGUGUACUACUUCUUUCGUUCCUUUUAUUGAGAAAAAGAAGAAAAAUGACGAAAAUAAAAAAAAACAUAUCACCUCAUCAAAUGAUAUGAAUAUAACAUUGGGGAAAUAUGAUGAUAAAGAUAAAUAUUUAGAACAACACCAAUACGUUAUGGCAAUUAAUGAAACAGAUGGAAUUAUUGAGGUACAAAAAUUAAAAGAAAAAUUGAAUCACAUAUCCAAUAAAAAAGAAAAUGAAAAGAACCAAAAGAAUAAUAAUGACAAUGAAGCCAUUUGCAAUGAUCAAAUUAAUGUAAAUGAGAACCAAGUAGAUAUUUCUAAUAAUUAUAUGAUAGAAAAAUGUAACAAUCAACAUGUAAAUUUACCAAGAGAAUAUAUUGAGAGUGAAUCUAUAAUGAAUAGCAAUACAUGUAGUAACGAUAAAAAUGUGUAUAGUGUUGAUAAUACAAGUAUUAAUAUGAGUAGGGUAAAUUUAAGUUUUUCGGAAAGUAAUAUUGGUGUGCUUGAAUCAGAAUUGGGCGAACUAAAUAGAAAUAAUUCUUAUGGUGGUAAUAAUUCUUAUGGUGAUAGUAAUAUUUAUGAUGGUAAUAAUUCUUAUGGUGAUAAUAAUUCUUAUGGUGACAAGUUCAAGGGUAAAGGUCAUGAGGGAAAUAAAAAUGAAAAUAUAGAUAUAUUAUAUUAUAAAUGUUUUAAAGAAAAUUCACAUGAAGAAAAACUAAAACACUUUUCAAAACCAUCUGAAACAAUAAAUUUAUAUAAUAUUAUCAUGAAAUUUUUAAACGAAAAAAUAAUGUUACAUAGUGAUUCAAUAACAUAUGAAAAAUAUCGUAAAAAAAAUUCAAUAGAAUUUAACCAUAUUGUAUAUAGAGAAUUUACCUUACAUACAAACUAUUAUUCGGAAGCUUAUAAUAAAAAUGUUUUAAAUGAUUUUAUAUAUUUUUUUUAUAGUAAUAAUUUUAGAAAUAAUUAUUUACAAAAAAGACAAAAUGAUAAAGACAAGAAAAAAAAUGUAAUAAAAAUGAAAGAAACAGAAAAGAAAAAAAAUAAAGCAGAUGAUGAUAUUAAUAUUAGUGAUAUGAAAAAUAAUAAGGAAAAUAUAAAAUCAUCAUAUAUUUUCAAUGAAAAUGAAGAAUUCGAACAAAAUCAUUUAUUAUUUAAUUUACCAGAUGUGGAAAAAGAAACGAUUAUGUUUCAAGAUAAAAGUGAUAUAUCUAGCCAAUAUAAUGAAAUAAUUAAUAUACAAGAACCUAUAAUAAAUACCCCAUCUGAUCACGAUAUUUCUAUGCUCAACGAUGUAUCUUUAUUAGAUAAUACUAAUGAUAUGGAACAUUCAUAUAUUUCAUCAGAUUAUUACGACAGUAGUGAUAUAAGUGAUGACGAAACAAAUGAUGAUGGAUAUAUAAAUUGUUCUUUUUAUUUGCACAAACCAGUAUAUGUUUUUGAUGAAGAAAAGGACCAAGAAGAGAUGGAACAAAAAAUGAAAAAUUAUAAUUUUAAAAAUAGUCGUAAGAGGAAUAUGUUUAAUCACCCAAGAACAAAUGAGGAACAUAAUAUGAAUUAUAAUAACUCUUACAUUAUUAAUAAUAAGAAAAAAAAGCCAUAUAUUUAUUCAAAAAAUCAUUAUAAAAAACUUAACAGAGUAUUUAAAAAAUUAAUAAAAAAAAUAGAAUAUGAUAUGAAUAUCAAAAAACGAUGCUGCAAAUUAUAUGACAAAAAUCAUAAAUUCUUAAGGAGAGAUUAUAAGUGUGCAAAACAUAAAAAUGAAUGGGUAUAUUUUAUGAAGCAAUAUGUAAAUAAAAAAGAAAAUACAAAUAAUUUAUUUAAAGGAGAUAAUAUCAUAAUUAAUAGUGUGUACAAUCAAAUAUAUACAUAUGAUAAUGAGGUAAAAAAUAUUAUAAGAAUAUAUAAGAAGCAAAAAAUGUUCCUAAAAAAUAUGAAACAAAAAUCUUUUUCUAAAAAAUAUAAAAAUGAAUAUCCAUGGAUAGGUGAUAAUAUUUUUAUCUCACCAAACAAUGUUAAUAAGUUUAUUUUGGGAGGAUACAGCUUUGUUUUAUUUCACCAAAAUAUGUCUUAUUUAAAAAAUUUUAAUUAUCAUUCAGCAAGUCCUUAUUCCCCCUUAAAUUUUAUAAACAAUUCAAAGCAUUUAGAUACAUUUAGUGUCAUGUUGUGUUUGCUGAUAAAAGUUUUUGGUUUGUAUUUGGAUUCCUCAUCGUAUGAUUUAAUAUUGGCAUGUAGAGAAAUUGAAAAAUUGCUCAAAAUAUUUAUGUAA